AUGGAGGCCACACCCACACACUCACUGUUUAACAUAGUUCAGCUUGGAAUCGGCUUCUUCUUGAACUUUUUCGCCUUCAACUCACAAGGCUUCAUCGAAGAGCCGGUCAUUGAAAGCUUUGCCGAUAGGAGAAACAUUAAUAAACAUGCUGGUUAUUACAGCCUUUCCAUAAUAUAUGCUGUGUUUACUAUCUCUAAUAUUGUGGCAGCUCCAAUCGUUAGGUUAUUGUCACCCAAAUGGGCCAUGACACUUGGGGCCCUGUGCUAUGCUGCGUUUCAGGCUGGAUUUUUGAACGUGAAUGAGAUUUACUUGUACAUAUCCAGUGGAGUACUAGGAUUCGGAGCAGCCAUUCUAUGGACUGGACAAGGAACGUAUCUUACGCAAAAUUCGAGCCCAACAACGUCAGCAAGAAAUAGCGCAUUACUGUGGGCACUAUCAGAAGGAAGCCUUCUUGGAGGAGGACUUUUCCUCUUCGCAGUAUUCCAUACAUCGGAAACCACGGAUAACAUAUCAGAUUCGACGGUUCAUAUCCUCUAUGGAGUAUUCACUGCAGUUUCAAUACUGGCAGCGCUUACAUUGGCUCUAUUGAGAGUCCCGCCUUCAAUCGAGAAAACAGCUGAAGAGGAAACUCAGCGAUGGUCAACCAUCUCGUUGAUGUUCACGAAGGAAAUGCUUCUGCUAGCUUUUGUUUUUGCAUAUUCAGGAAUCGAACAAUCAUUUUGGACAGGUGUUUAUCCGACCUGUAUAUCCUUCUCGCAACACCUAGGGACAAAUACCAACUCUUUACUAGCAUUGAACUUGAUUGCCACUGGAAUAGGGCAAACCACAGCAGGAUUAGUAUUUGGAAUUCUUGGCGAUCGUACGAAAAAACUUGGACGAGACUCUGUUGUGUUCUUGGGAACGGUUGUUCAUCUUCUGGCUUUCCUACUUAUCUUCAUGAACUUUCCUGCUGAUUCACCCUUACAAAAGACUAGCGCUUCCGGCGGCCUUUUCGAACCCAGUGUUGUAAUUGCACUAAUUUGCGGUGCAUUGCUUGGAUUCGGUGAUGCCUGUUGGAAUACACAGAUUUAUUCAUUUCUUUGUGACGUAUACGCCGAUAAAAGCAGUGAAGCGUUUGCCUUGUUUAAGUUCUACCAGGCUGGUCUUUCAUGUGCUGCAUUCUUCUAUUCCUCAGUACUGAUGUUACAAUGGCAUCUUCUGAUUCUGGUCACCACCUCUCUCAUUGCAGCCGUUUGCUUCUUCCUUUCAGAGCGACUACUCUUCAUGUCAAGGGCAAAAGAGGCUUCCAUUACAAAUUAUAGAUUAUAA
Molecule: messenger RNA, 1308 nt
Organism: Haemonchus placei
Lineage: Eukaryota; Metazoa; Nematoda; Chromadorea; Rhabditida; Trichostrongylidae
Source: the annotation of a GenBank genome assembly